AAAGGGUAGAUCCUAGAGAAAAAAUGAGAGAGGCCAGGCGGAGCUGCGGCCAGUAGUGGUGAUGGGGGAGAAAACACUGGAUACUUUGUGACAACCCCCCUCCCUUACCCUCUCCACGCUGGCGCGGCUGGGGCGGGGACCCCUCGCUCUCGGCUCGUCUCUCCCCCGUCCACGCCGGGAUGGAGAGAGAGCGCAGGGGCUCCAGAGGCGCGACUGCAAGCCGCGGCGCCCCCGCUCGCUCGCUCGCUCGUUCUUCCACCUCUUCGUCGCCACCGCCACUCGGCUAAGCUCUCGGAGCGCGCUCGGGCUGCGCAGAGAGCGCCCCGGAAGGAGCAGGAGCCGCGAGGCCGGGGCGAGGGGCGCACGGCCCGGCGGCGGCGGCCGGGGAGCUAGCAGCACUCAAAAAGAGUGAAUGAAAUGUGCAGCUCAGAGUGUCAUUUCUGAAGGGAGGAGUCUUUCUCUUGGAGAAGAGUCCUCAAUGAGCCUGGCCGAGGCCCGGGAUCUGUGUGAAGUGGACUAAGGAUUAAGUAGGAUGUCAACUGAGACAGAACUUCAAGUAGCUGUGAAAACCAGCGCCAAGAAAGACUCCAGAAAGAAAGGUCAGGAUCGCAGUGAAGCCACUUUGAUAAAGAGGUUUAAAGGUGAAGGGGUCCGGUACAAAGCCAAAUUGAUCGGGAUUGAUGAAGUUUCCGCAGCUCGGGGAGACAAGUUAUGUCAAGAUUCCAUGAUGAAACUCAAGGGCGUUGUUGCUGGCGCUCGUUCCAAAGGAGAACACAAACAGAAAAUCUUUUUAACCAUCUCCUUUGGAGGAAUCAAAAUCUUUGAUGAGAAGACAGGGGCCCUUCAGCAUCAUCAUGCUGUUCAUGAAAUAUCCUACAUUGCAAAGGACAUUACAGAUCACCGGGCCUUUGGAUAUGUUUGUGGGAAGGAAGGGAAUCACAGAUUUGUGGCCAUAAAAACAGCCCAGGCGGCUGAACCUGUUAUUCUGGACUUGAGAGAUCUCUUUCAACUCAUUUAUGAAUUGAAGCAAAGAGAAGAAUUAGAAAAAAAGGCACAAAAGGAUAAGCAGUGUGAACAAGCUGUGUACCAGGUUCCCACCAGCCAAAAGAAGGAAGGUGUUUAUGAUGUGCCAAAAAGUCAACCUGUAAGUAACGGCUAUUCGUUUGAGGAUUUUGAAGAACGGUUUGCUGCAGCCACCCCGGCUGUGACCCAAUUAGAACUUUUUGGGGACAUGUCCACACCCCCUGAUAUAACCUCUCCCCCCACUCCUGCAACUCCAGGUGAUGCCUUUAUCCCAUCUUCAUCUCAGACCCUUCCAGCGAGUGCAGAUGUGUUUAGUUCUGUACCUUUCGGCACUGCUGCUGUACCCUCAGGUUACGUUGCAAUGGGCACUGUCCUCCCGUCCUUCUGGGGCCAGCAGCCCCUCGUCCAACAGCAGAUGGUCAUGGGUGCCCAGCCACCAGUCGCUCAGGUGAUGCCAGGGGCUCAGCCCAUCGCAUGGGGCCAGCCAGGUCUCUUCCCUGCCACUCAGCAGCCCUGGCCAACUGUGGCCGGGCAGUUUCCGCCAGCAGCCUUCAUGCCCACACAAACUGUUAUGCCUUUGCCAGCUGCCAUGUUCCAAGGUCCCCUCACCCCCCUUGCCACCGUCCCAGGCACGAGUGACUCCACCAGGUCAAGUCCACAGACCGACAAGCCCAGGCAGAAAAUGGGGAAAGAAACAUUUAAGGAUUUCCAGAUGGCGCAGCCUCCUCCCGUGCCCUCCCGCAAACCCGACCAGCCCUCCCUCACCUGUACCUCAGAGGCCUUCUCCAGUUACUUCAACAAAGUCGGGGUGGCACAGGAUACAGACGACUGUGAUGACUUUGACAUCUCCCAGUUGAAUUUGACCCCUGUGACUUCUACCACACCAUCGACCAACUCACCUCCAACCCCAGCCCCUAGACAGAGCUCUCCAUCCAAAUCAUCUGCAUCCCAUGCCAGUGAUCCUACCACAGAUGACAUUUUUGAAGAGGGCUUUGAAAGUCCCAGCAAAAGCGAAGAGCAAGAAGCUGAGCCGGAGCCUCUCUACGCGCAGAUCAACAGACCUAAGAAAUAGCAUCGAUGCGAGCUCGUGGUGGGUGCUCAAGACUGGCAUGGACAUCAGCAUCACGACAGGCUCUCUUGUAUUCUUUCACCUCAUCCCACAAGAAAUUCAUGAUUGCCCAAUGGAACUCGCUCAGAAGAGGGAACUAAGCGUUUUUGGCAACCAAUGGCAGAUAUCUAUGGCAGCACACAAAAAAAGUAUAGAAAGAUCCACCCAACAUUAAAUCACAAAGCAAGCAAAUGAUUACCCAACAAAUAUUUGAGCCCUCGUAGCUGGGUUUAAGAUGACCCAGUGUGCAAAAUUACUAAUUCCCUUUUUAUUUCUCUACCUGUUGACCACUGUUGAGACACCAAAUUUGGAGUGACAGGCAUCAGAGGAUUACAACAGGGUUGGAACUGACUUCUUUAAGCAAAAGCAAAGGGUCUUCUGUGACCACAGUAUCAUCAUCCAUUUGCCUUUUCACAUAGGAUGAUGUGUUUUUUGUCACUCCAUGGGGCCUGGUCUGCCAUUUUCCCCCCUUUCCUUUGUCACGUUUGAAAAUUAAUAGGUGUACAAAUUUUUGUAUUGCUUUUGACUGUUUUUAGAUAUGGGUGAAGAAAUCUAACUGGGGAGAAAAAAAAGCCUCAAUGAAAUGAAUUAACUUGAAAUUACAAGACAAAUAAGUGGUUGAUUAUUCAUUAUGAUCAAGAAUGUUGCCAAAACAAUUCUUUAGCUAUUCUGCAUCCUGGUGAAGAAAGACAGCUUUCAGUUUGAACCUUCAUUCUGUGAGUAGGAAAAGACAUCAGAUCCCAUUGAUGAGAAAGAUGAAAAAUGCAUCUGAUUUCUUAAGAAGCUCUAAACUCUAAGUACAAUAAAAUGAUAUUUUUUAUUUUUCCGAUAUCUUGCUGCUGUGAUGCUAUGCAGACAAGUGUCUUCUCCACGUGCCAUUUUCAAAGAAAAGUCGUUUGCCAAAUAAUUCUGGUACAAUUCUGGUAAUGUGGUUUUGGAUCUUAAAAACCAACUUUCUAAUGGAACAAUGGUGGCAUAAAUAUUCAGAAUAACAAACUGAUUCUGUGGUCCAAAUGGUUCAUCUCUAUCUCUUUUUGUACAUCAGAAAAUUCAAAUGGGAUUUUUAUUUUAUAACUUGAAAAAAAAAACCUUACCAUUAAACUCUUUAAAUAUUUAAGGGAAAUGGCUUUAAGGAGUUCUAAUGAAAAAAAAUUGUCUUUUUUUUGUAAAUAUAAAUGUUAAUGAAAAUGCUUUUUAAUAAUGCCAUUACACUGUAGAGAAGGUAGCAGAUUGAGUGCAAGGUGUGACAAACUUGAUGGAUGGGGCUCACUUUCCAGAUGUUAUUCUGGAGCAUAUGGUAGGAAGCUGGAGUGCAGGGACAGCUGGCAGGAGCAGUUGGCCAAUCAGCAGCUAGUGAACGGGAAGGGAGCACGUGACUCCAUCAUCUAGCCUUUCCACGAGAGUCCCCACCCUACGUGCAACACAAGAAAAAGACAAUUCACAUUCUGAAGAAUUCAGAUUCGGAAACUCUCCCACCUCCCCACUCCCACCUACCCCCAAUAUAAAUCACUGGACUGUUUGUACGUGAAACAGAAGAGGCUAAGCUUCCUUUUUUUACACUUAUGAGACAAAAAGUGCAGUGUUUGGUUCGUAUGUUUAGCACAUGAUUUUCAUAAAGAAUCUAUAUAUUUUUGCCCUACAGAGAAUUGUUAUACAGGUCAAGUGUGUUUUCCGGAUGUUCCUAUGCAGUUACAGUAUGUUGACAGUGUUUUAACACUAAGAAGAAAACUUUAAAGAUUCAUGUGAUUAAUUGGAUUUGGGGAUAAUUAUUAUUAUUUGGUUUUAAGAUUUGAAAAGUAGAAUCUCCAUUGAUAUGACUGAUUUGAAUAGGCCUGUAUUUGGUUCUUCAUAUCAAUAGAAACUAAAAUGAUUUGAGAGAUUCAUUUGAAAAAUGAUUGUAUACUUGUUCACAAAGAGAAAAGUGAUACAUGAAGGUAAUGGUUAUCAUUUAAAGCCCACAUUUUACACUAUCAAGUCACAGGAGUCUAAUUUUUUUUUCAGUUAGGUAAACUGACCAAAUGUCUAUUCAAGAAUAUAUGUCAAUGUCAUCCUAAUGUGGAAGGUCCGAAGAACCAGAAAAGUGAGAAGGGCCGUUUACCUCCCUCUGUAGUUAUCACCUGUUGGUCCACAGAGUUUCUCGAGAAAUGAGCAAACAUUUUAUGAUUAGGUAACCCUUUCACAUGAAGGGGAAGAUUGGAAAGGUGGAAUGACCGUAAGAGUUGGCUUGAGACCAGUUUGUUUUCUGGGGAUUUGAUAAGAUAGGCAGUUCCCAUGGGAAAUUGCUUAAAUUGCUUUGUUGCCUAUGAUUUGAUUCUAAACAAGUGGUGCUAUCUUCUCCCUCAGUAUGGCUGUCUUGAGUUUGUCUUGCAGUAUCACACCAUUAUACCAAUUCUUUGGGUUGCUUCUGACACAUUCAAAGUGAACUCUGGCUGAUGUUGCUGUUUCAGGUAUACCAUCUGGAGUUAAUUUCCUAGCAGACGGUGAAAGUCCGGGAGAAUUGUCCUCCUUCAUUGAACAUGAUUGAAAAUAUAACUGGCUCUGAACUUCAAGAAGAUGCCCAAGUGAUGCAUUAAAGUGAGGGAAAUAAAGUCAAGAUUUUUCAACUGCCAUCCAUAUUCUCAUUGGCAGAAUUCUGAGUUUUUUUUCCAAGCACUGUUUGGUGAGCCUGGAACAACCAUAUCCUGUCCCAGGAAUACAGUGAAAUUUCCAAGCAAGAGCUGAGGUGCCAAUACCAAAAGACCAUGGGGAGUCUGCACAGUUCUGGUUAGAUCAAUAGAAAAUCCAUGUGUACAACUGUUAAUUCCUCAUCCUCCACUAGCACUAAAUUUGUCACUUUAAAUUUUGAAACCAGGGAAACACCACCUGUCAUUCUGUCCCCAUUCUCCAUAGCUCUUCAAUCUUUACAUGCCGCAAGACUUUUUUGAUAGCUCUUACUCAUCCCAGUGUCUCCUGAAACCCCAUCAUGUAAUGUACUGGGCACCUUCUUUUAAACAAAUGUUUACUCUGUGGGUUUGGUUCAUUUCAAUUUCUGCGUUCUGACACAUAUUUUUUUAAUAAAGAUGAGAAAGAGAAAAUGACUGUUGCAGUACAUUUCUAGACCUACUUUAACUUUACCUCAGAUGACAGUUUGUUAACAUAUAUGGACACAUUAUUUUUAACUUUAUGUACAAUGCAUUCAACAGAACAGCAAAAUUUUUAGAAAUUUUCCAUUAAUUUCUGUAACACACCAUGUAAAACUGUUACAAAUAAACAUGUUUGAGAACAACACCUUAGCCU
This is a messenger RNA of Pongo pygmaeus (Bornean orangutan), 5407 nucleotides long. RefSeq names its product DAB adaptor protein 1 (gene DAB1). Gene Ontology annotation, cellular component: cytoplasm; intracellular membrane-bounded organelle. The transcript is spliced from 13 exons. Gene Ontology annotation, biological process: neuron migration. The record is from RefSeq and is a predicted model, not a curated record. The coding region runs from base 533 to 2095 and encodes 520 amino acids. NCBI's taxonomy places the organism in Eukaryota, Metazoa, Chordata, Mammalia, Primates, Hominidae.